UAUCAGACCUGAUCCAGCGGCGAGGUCAGUCGCACAGGAUCUCGCAAACAUGUUCGUCGUCUUAAUGUGUUUGUGUUUGUUUGUGGGACAUGGACUCGCUCAAGGUUUAGGUGACAACUGCAACCACAAUGGCGUCCCGGGUAUCUGCGUAUUGACAAACAGCUGUCCCUCCGUGCUGGCAGACCGAUGGAAACUGAGAAAUGCGAAGCGAUGCGGAUUUCGAGGUCAUGAAGCCAUAAUAUGCUGCACAGAUCGGAAUGUUGGCGGGACAGAUGACCGGUUCGUGGCUACCACGCCUUUUAUCCGGUCCACAACCACAGAGUAUACACCACCCAUCGCUGACUACAAGGAGCUGAUUCCUGGAGCUAUUGGUGAUGGCAAAUGCGCUCCCGUGCCUGCAAAAAAUACUGCUGCUAAAACUGGGAAGAAGGCUUUUGACAAGUGCAUUGAAUACCAAGAGCAGCUAGUCUACCCUUGUGAGCGCGGCGUGGACUACACAGGCAAGAAAAGUAGAGGCAACUACUGCUCCCACAACGCGGAUGAGCUGAUCGUUGGAGGAAUAGACGCUAAACGCGACGAGUUCCCACACAUGGCGUUGCUGAGUUAUGGGGACGGUUCGUUCACAUCGACAGUAUGCGGUGGAACUAUCAUCAGCGAGAACUUUAUUCUAACAGCUGGACAUUGCACUUCUGCACCUAAAAUUGGAAAAGUAUCAACGGUGAAGGUAGGGCUUCUCCGUAUGACGGAAGAUGUACCUGCGCGUCGCAUACAUCGUGUCAAGAAUAUAAUCAAGCAUCCGCAAUACAAGCCACCUUCGAAGUACAACGACAUCGCUCUGUUGGAGGUUGAACCACCGAUAAAUCUAGGCCCCAACGCGAUACCAGCUUGCCUGGACAUUGGAGAAGUUGUGGAUGACUCACGCGCCUCUGCCACGGGCUGGGGACAUAACAAGAGUUUGGGAGAAGUCCUUGAUGUCCUGCAGAAGGUAACACUGCAAAAAUUCACCCCACAAGAGUGCACAGAAAAGUUUCGAAACGUCCGGCAUCUUACUCAAGGUUACCACGAACCCACGCAGAUCUGCUACGGAGACCAUGAGGAGAAGAAGGACACCUGUCAGGGAGACAGCGGCGGCCCUCUCCAAAUCAACAACCCCCGUAUCCACUGCAUGUACACCGUUAUUGGUGUGACCUCAUUCGGGAAAUACUGCGGACAAGUCGGCAGGCCCGGCAUGUAUACCCGGGUCUCCCAUUACACUAAAUGGAUCGAGAACGUUGUGUGGCCUUGAAUAAAAUAAUAUUGAAUUGAA
Leguminivora glycinivorella is the source of this 1306-nucleotide messenger RNA. Its product is annotated as trypsin-like. Lineage: Eukaryota; Metazoa; Arthropoda; Insecta; Lepidoptera; Tortricidae. Gene Ontology annotation, molecular function: serine-type endopeptidase activity. The record is from RefSeq and is a predicted model, not a curated record. The coding region runs from base 50 to 1285 and encodes 411 amino acids. Gene Ontology annotation, biological process: proteolysis. The transcript has 10 exons.